GCAAAAUUAGUAAAGGAUUAGAUUUCCACAAAUGCAACGGUAUGGAAUUCAAGAAUUAAAAAACAAUGCACAGAAUAAAAAUACAACAUAAAGAGCUGUCUUGUGGUGAAUGUUUAUAAAAGUUGGGUCCCGCAAUAAGUCUUUCUGAAGCGAUAAAGAGUUACGAAGCGAGACAGAGUUCACAAAGGAAAAAUUGAUGGCAAAACUGGUAACAUCAACAGUUAUGUCAAGAUCAUUCUCCGUAAUGCAUUAUCAAAGACCGAGAUUGCAAAAGGUGCGAGUCCAGUUUGGCGUGAGGAGUUUCUGUUCGAGACGACUGAACUAAACAGAGACUUGCAUCUAGAACUAUGGAGUUGUGGUAUUCUGCAGGACACACUUUUGGGUUCAGCACGAAUACCUCUGAUUCACAUCCAUCACUCCAAUGAGGAAUGUAGCUCUAUGUGGAUACCGUUGUAUCGUAUGGCGGGCUCAAGAGCAGUUGAUGUUGGUCACCAGUUAUGCAUUGCAACGAGAUUUGCUCUGCCCAACGGACUUACGGAGAACGAAGCCGCUGAUCUUCAAGAGAAACUGGAUUGGUUAAACGUCAUAAUGCAGGACGAAUUACAAAUAAUUCAAAAACAGGCUCACAAACACAAGGAACUUAAGUCCCUUGUCGCCUCAAAUGGAUUGCAAGCAAAAAAUCCACAGAACAAUUCUGUUGACGGUCCGUCAUCUCAUUUAACGACUAACUCCGAGACCGCCGGAACCAAUGAAAACAGCGACACCGAAGCCGACCGUCAACGGAUGAAACCCCCUGAACAAUUGCCAAUCAACAGUUCUUCACGGAACUCGCAAAGGAUCCCCCGUCAGGGCGCCUUGAAAGUACGAUCACCAGUGAGGACGACUGAAUCGGAGGAUAUUGACUAUCUUGCUCCUGAACAAAAUUUGAUUGGUGGCGAUUACACGAGUCUUUCCGAAUACGACAGCAGUCGAGAAGGCUCGGUUUCCAGUCGUGGGGGCGACGAGACGCGAGUAAGGAGACCACGAAGAAAGAGAGGAUUUUAUAUCUCGCAAAGAAACGAAGAGAGGCUCACAGCUGUUUUUGGCGAAAACACCAAGAAUUUUUUAUGCAAUAUCGAUAUGCGGCCAGAUUUGAAGCCUCAGACGGAUGCUAUAUCAACACAUGCUAUGAAUCAUUUCUCUGCCAGACGCCAUGCUAGAAUGUCGAUGGUUCAACGAGAUAAUUUCACGAAUGAAGAUAUGAAGUUACAUGUUUACAAGAAAACAUUACAAGCGAUGUUGUAUCCAAUUUCUGAUACCACACCACAUGAUUUUAGUGUUUGGUCCGCACAAAAGCCUGCGUACUGUUACGAGUGCCAAGAACUUCUCUGGGGCCUGGCACGACAAGGCCUUCGUUGCAACAAAUGUGGAGUGAAAUGUCAUGAAAAAUGCAAGGAUCUCUUGAAUGCCGACUGCCUCCAACGCGCCGCUGAGAAGGCAGCCAAACAGGGCGAGGGUUAUAAACAGGAAGCGGUGACAAAUGCAAUCAAGGAACGCAUGCGCGAAAGGCAGAUUGUCAAAGAAGAGUCGUUCAAUAUAAUAAGAAAUGUGUUUCAGGUGGAAAACAACCUUCACGAGGUUUAUCUUCAAAGUGCGCAAAAGCAAAUCCUCGCUGGAACAUCAAAAUGGUCGGCAAAACUUGCAAUAACUGUCGUUUCCGCUCAGGGACUCAUUGCUAAAGAUAAAACAGGAACCAGUGAUCCUUAUGUGACAGUUCACGUGGGAAGGACGAAGAAACGAACAAAGACGAUACUCCACGAGCUCAAUCCGUCAUGGAACGAAACCUUUCAUUUCGAAUGCCACAAUUCUACAGAUCGGAUUAAAGUUCGUGUGUGGGACGAAGAUGACGAUUUAAGAUCCAGAGUUUUAUCGAGAUUUACAAAAGAAGCGGACGACUUUCUUGGUCAGGCGAUUAUCGAAGUGCGCACCUUAAGUGGAGAGAUGGAUGUUUGGUAUAACUUGGAAAAGCGAACCGACCGGUCAGCAGUAUCGGGAGCCAUACGACUUCACAUAAGCAUCGAAAUAAAGGGUGAAGAAAAACUGGUUCCUUAUCAUACGCAGUACACGAGUCUUCAUGAGAACAUGUUCCGCUAUCUCUGCAAACAAAAUGACGAGAAAGUUCCCAUCCCUGAAGUGUCUGAGAAGGACGAAGCGUGGAAAGUGUAUUUCCCCGAGUUAUAUCAGGAAGUCAUUAAGGAAUUUUCAAUGAGAUACGGAAUUGAAACAAUUUACCAAGCGAUGACGCAUUUUUCCUGUCUUGCCGAACGCUACACCAGUCCAGGUGUUCCGGAUGUCUUGAGCAAACUGCUGGCCAAUGUGAACGCUUUCUUUGCUCACACAACAUCAAGCAACAUGGCCUCCGCUUAUGAUAGAUUUGCUGCUAUAAACUUUGGCCGCGAACAUUUUGUGAAGAUUUUGGAUCAGCUGCACAAUUCCUUACGUGUUGACUUGCAGAGUUAUCGAAGUAAUUUUCCUUCGCAAAAUGAGGAGAAAAUGAUCGAUUUAAAGUCAACUGUGGAUUUAUUGACCAGUAUCACGUUUUUUAGACUUAAGGUUCAAGAAAUAACGAAUCCUCCUCGGACUUCCGUUGUGGUUGCUGAGUGUGUUAAGAACUCCCUCGAGAAUACGUACACUUUCAUUUUCAAUAACUGCAGUGAACUUUAUGAACAUUCAACGUCUAAUGACAAAGAUUAUUGUGUUAAUUCACCCAAUCACAUUGAUUUCUGGCCACAGUUAAUCACGCUAAUGGUGUCGGUCAUUGAAGAAGAUAUAAAAUACUACACUCCAGUUUUAAGUCAAUUCGCUGAUUUGAACAUUGGAGAGAUGUCAGCGACGACAAUGUGGCUGUCGUUUUCUCGCGAUCUCACGGAUACUUUGAAACAACACGAACAGUGUCCUACAUGGGCGAGCACGGACUAUAUGAAUCUUUUUUUCAAGGUGAAAUGGCUCUAUAACGAAUACGUUGCCAAUUGUUCGCAAUUCCAGGGUCAUGUUCCCAAGUAUUCAUCGUGGUUUGAACCGUUUGUGCUUCAAUGGAUGGCAGAAAAUGAAAAAAUCACCGUAGAUAUGAUGUUUGGCGCCUUAGAUCAAGACAGAACAAAUGGGUUUAAGCUAAGCGCUGAACAAUCCAACAUCUCUACUUCUGUCGUCGACAUAUUCUGGAGUUUAAAUCAGAGUUACGACAUUAUAAAGCAGCUUGGAAAGGAAUCGUGUUCUAAAUUUGAAAUUUACUUGUGGAAAUUUUCUCAGACUAUUUCUAGAGUUCUUUUGGAGUACUCCGAGAAAAUGAAACAGGAGUUCUUGAGUUACUGUUUAAGAGACGAACGAAGAGAGGUGUGUGUUCUACUGAAUGAUAUUCAAGAAUGUCGUAAUAAUCUGGAACAACUUUACAAGUUGAUGGGAGCAAAUGAGUUACCAGAUGAAUGCAAGGAGAGUUUCAGUGAACUGCAAGUUCACCUGAGCUCUGUUCUUGACGAGAUGUGCAAGACUUACGUGAAUCAUCUAGAUCUUAUCGAACCAAUCAGAGGAGUGGAUCAGGAGCUGAAUAAGAUAAAGGGAAAUGAAAGUUUUCAAACUCUCGGUGCUGAAGUUUUAAAGAAAAAGACGGAAGAAGUUUUGAGUCCUUUGUUGGAGCCACUGCAAGCAAAGUUGUCGUUGAUGGCCGAGAAAUGUGAGAAAUCUGUCCUAAAAAGAGUUGCCAAGGAAUUGUGGAAAAAAGUUUUGAAAACUCUCGAGACGGAAAUAGUGCUGCCGCCAUUUAAAACGAAGAGUCUUGAGAUCGAGGAGACUAAAAGACUUACACACAAGCAGUGUGGAGUUCUGGAAUCUGCACUCGCCAGACUGAAGGACUACUUUCACAACAAAGGACAGGGAUUAAAACGAGCGUUCUUGGAGAAAUCGGAGGAGUUACAUAAGUUAAAGAAAGCUUUGUCAUUAUACACUCAAACGACGGAUACUCUGAUCAAAACUUUCAUAAAAACACAACAACAACAAGCUAAAGAGGCCGUGGAUGAUCCGAUGGGCGAAGUGUCCGUUCAGGUCGAUUAUAUGAGUCAUCCGGGAACUGGAGAUCAUAAGCUGACCGUAAAAGUCGUCGAAGCCAAAGAACUACGUUGGCAUGCGGCAGGAAUGUUCAAUCCCUUUGUCGAAAUUGUGGUCGUUGGGCCUCAUCUUUCUUCGAGGCGUCGCAAAAACGAAACGAAAUCGAAAAGAAACAACUGGAAUCCAUCGUUCAACGAGACCUUCUACUAUAAUCUUGGCAACGAAGACGAGGCGGACGGCUACGAAAUUAAUUUUAGCGUCAAAGAUUAUUGUUUUGCACGUAAAGAUAAACUUCUAGGAACCACUGUCUUACAACUAAAACAGGUUGUUUCUAUGGCGUCAUGCGCAUGCUCUUGUCCCCUUGGGAGAUCGCUGACCAUGGAUAAUAUUGGCGCAACUAUCGUUAGGAUUUUAGCUCAGCGUACGACGGAAGAGGUGGCACAGGAAUUUGUUCAUUUGAAAAUGGCUGAACGUGAUAAGGAUGCUGAUUGACACAAUGAAGUUGAACAUUUUAAUGUCAUAACAUGAAAAUUUUUGUUUUUUCGAUUUUAUUUAUUUAUGACGUCAUCAUUUUAUUCAUUGAUGACGUCAUAAUUUUACUUUCUUGGAACGGUGGAUCCUCACUUCACUUUUGUCACAAAAAUUUUAAAGUUUGGUUUUUUAUAGUUUAGGGCAUAAGUGAAAGCACAUCAAUAUUCUGGUAAGAAUUUGCAUUAAUACACCAAGAUGCUAAGAAUUCUUUGUGAAAAUUACUUAAAGAUAAUCUUAUUUAGGUAAGGUUGAACAAUUUAUUUGUCGGAUAACUUAGUUGCACCUAUUACACCAAAAUAUUUUGUAAAAAGUUACAUACAUAAAAUUUAUGUGCGACCAAAUUUAAUUCAGGAGAUAGUCAUUUAUAGAUUGGUAAAUUUAUGUAAUAGACCUAAUAAUUUAAUAUGAAUUUUUACCAUAUGUGCA
This is a messenger RNA of Xenia sp. Carnegie-2017, 5037 nucleotides long. RefSeq names its product protein unc-13 homolog B-like. The coding region runs from base 439 to 4572 and encodes 1377 amino acids. Gene Ontology annotation, biological process: dense core granule priming; synaptic transmission, glutamatergic; synaptic vesicle maturation. Gene Ontology annotation, cellular component: presynaptic active zone cytoplasmic component; neuromuscular junction; synaptic vesicle membrane. The record is from RefSeq and is a predicted model, not a curated record. NCBI's taxonomy places the organism in Eukaryota, Metazoa, Cnidaria, Anthozoa, Malacalcyonacea, Xeniidae. The transcript has 42 exons. Gene Ontology annotation, molecular function: calcium ion binding; syntaxin-1 binding; phospholipid binding.